GACUGUCGUGCUUCUCAGGCGGGUCAAGAAACAAAUAUGGCGGCGUCCAGUGUUUUCAGACCGGGCUUGUUUAACCAAAAAGUGGCGAUAGUCACAGGUGGAGGGACCGGCAUCGGUAAAGCGAUCUCUGCGGAGCUGCUGGAGCUCGGCUGCAGAGUGGUGAUCUCCAGCAGGAAGGUGGAGAGGUUGGAGGCGGCGGCUCAGGAGAUGAGACAGAAAAUCCCUCAAUCGAGCCCUGCAUGUGUCACUCCUCUGCCAUGUAACAUCAGAAACGAGGACGAAGUGAAGGCGCUCGUAUCGACAGUGCUGAAGAAAUACGGCAGGAUAGACUUUCUGGUGAACAAUGGAGGAGGUCAGUUCAGCAGCCCUGCCGAGCACAUUUCCUCUAAAGGCUGGAAAGCUGUGAUCGACACGAAUCUGACCGGAACCUUCCACUGCUGCCAGCACGUCUACACUGCGUGGAUGAAACAGCAUGGAGGUGUGAUCAUCAACAUCAUCGCUGACAUGUGGAAAGGCUUCCCGGGCAUGGCCCACACAGGAGCAGCGAGGGCAGCGGUGGACAACUUAACAAAGACUCUGGCCAUCGAGUGGGCAGACUCAGGAGUCCGAGUCAACGCUGUUGCGCCUGGAACAAUCUUUUCUAAAACUGCGAUGGAGAACUACAAGGAGUUUGGUCCACAACUGUUUAAGAUGUCUGUGCCGUUCAGUCCCGCCAAGAGGCUGGGAGUACCAGAAGAGAUCUCAUCAACCGUGUGUUUCCUGCUCUCUCCUGCUGCCACCUACAUCUCUGGAGCCACUCUGAGGGUGGAUGCAGGACAGAGUCUGUACCGCUCCAUGUGGGACAUACCCGACCACAGUGCAUGGCCCGAGGCACCAGAGGGGGAGAACAUGGACGCGCUGAAGGAGCUGCUCAACUCAAAAAGCAAACUGUGAUCCACUGUUGGGGGGGACUGAGUCUUGUACCAGUGCAUUAAAAACACACGCGUAUCGUGGACCCCGAGCCGUGCAGGUACAAGAUGCACCGUCAGAGAAACAAGACACGAUGGUGCUCUGUUUAUAAGAUUGGUUUGAAAUAAUGAACAUUAUUGUGUGUACUUUAGAGCAGCUUGUCUAAUUACUUUUCCAGAUGACGAGGUGUGAUGUAAACACUUUUUUUAAGCGUAAAGUAAACCGUUUAAGAAGUCAAGUAUCAAAAAGUCCUCUACAUUUGGAGAAACCAUAGACUCUAAACAACAACACCUAAUUAAAAUCUAAGAAAGAUUGUAAUUACUUUUUUAUUUAGUUUGUUUGUUUGUUUUGUAAUUUACUCUGAUUUGCCUCUGAAGCUGUUUCAGGAGCUUGCCUUCAUCUUGACUUUUUUUCAACCCCCUCUUUUGAAUUGAGUUGGGCCCAAUCAUGUAAUUUUACUUGCUAGUUUUGGGUUGACUUUCAUUGACUGUCUUUUGUAUACGGUGGUUAUGAUGUACAGUUACUGUCAUUUUUAACAUCUUGUUGAUACAUUUUACAAAACACGUUCACUAACAAAUCCUGGAAUGUGACAUUCUUCUUCUCUUCUUCUUUUUCUUAAUGUGUCAUUGUUCUACAGUGUACAGACAACAAUGGUUCUUUGUAAUUAUAAAGCUUCUGAUACUAUACCACCAAA
This is a messenger RNA of Labrus bergylta (ballan wrasse), 1642 nucleotides long. RefSeq names its product peroxisomal trans-2-enoyl-CoA reductase (gene pecr). Gene Ontology annotation, molecular function: trans-2-enoyl-CoA reductase (NADPH) activity. The record is from RefSeq and is a predicted model, not a curated record. Gene Ontology annotation, biological process: phytol metabolic process. Lineage: Eukaryota; Metazoa; Chordata; Actinopteri; Labriformes; Labridae. Gene Ontology annotation, cellular component: peroxisome.